CUGCAAAAUUGUUUCGUCUUUGGGGUUGGAGAAAAGCUGAAAAUGGAGAAACGUGGACCGACCAACAGAAUAGUCGAAGACAACAUCUUGGCGAUCCUCGACGCUUCUGGAUUGACCGACGCUCGAGAUUAUGACGACGACAGAUUAACUUUCCUUGAAGCACUCCGUGCUUCGUCAAUCGUUGCAGAAAAUAUAACUGCUCCCUCCUGCAAAAUGUUUGAGGCAGUUUUUCAGAUCUUGAGGGAUCGAAGGUCCCUCGAACUGGCUGUGGCUAGUUACCAGCUCUUGUGUGAGUUAGACAAGCGCUUUCCUCGGGUCUACUUGUCCCAUGUGGAUAAAUCUGAGUCAUCCGAUAGUGCACCAUUGGAACUUUUUGAAGUUAAAGAGGCUUGGUCACCAUUCGUUCUUGGUCUGGAAAGUUCCUACAGUGGGAGGGAAGUGACUGACAAGAACCUGGAUGAACCAAUGGAUUCCUAUCGGUUUCUUGUUCUGGUACAAGGCAUUAAACAACUGGCUGAUGGGAUGAGUUUUCAAGUGUCAGACCCGAAGCCCAUGGGCAAUGUGUUGUUGUUCCAAUAUCUGGUCAGUGUUCUUGAAGGGGAUUUCUUACCUCGUAAUACUGUAUAUAAAGAAACCAUGAACUGGGUCCUUCUCAGGGAGUCCUUGCUCAACAUGCUUCUGGGUUCAAGAAGGAUAAGCUACAAAAAUUUAAUAAAGGAUUGCUUGUCUAUCAUAUCUAAAGGAUUCCACUCGCACGCUAAAUGUAGCACUCAUGAACUGGAACAUACUGAAAAGUCUCCGACAACAAUUGCUAACGAACAUAAUACUUCUCUGGCAUUUGCUUUGGUUGAACUAGAAAAAGGAACUUGUAUUGCUCUGCAGAAAUUUUUGGUGCUGAUUAUGGAGCUUGAUAUGUCAAAGAAACAAGCAGAUGUGCGUGGUGAUACUUCCAGAGCUGAUGGUGUGAGAACCCCACUUGUAGAAAUAAUUCUGGACGAACUUACUUAUGAUGAAGAUUUACUCUUGCAAUUUUUCUCGGUAUUUUCUGAUCCUAAAUGGAAAAUGGAAAUAAUUUUGCAGUAUUUCCGGAAGUAUAUUACAAAGCCUGCUACUCGCACUCGGAGGUCAAAUGUUUCCUCAGAUGAUGAUACAUUUCAUGGUAUCUUGAGAUGCUUUUCAAAUGGCAAAAGCACAAAGAGCAUUAUCAAGAAGAUCAGCCUGGAUGAAUGCCAACUGCUUCUAGCGCAUGGUUUUCAGGCUUACUUGGCCCUACAACAUCAUGUCAAAGAAAAUGCUGCUUCUGGUGGAGACAUUGGAAGUGUCUCUCUGGUGCAGAUAUGCAAAGAUGUGAUUUCUGCUUUUCAUAAUAUUCGAACAACUAAUGGGGACAUUGAGAUUUUGCCUUUUGGAAAAGAAGCACUGUUCACUGCCGCAACAAUCCUUGCAUUAAAAACGUAGGGUUUGAAAAUAAUUAUUGUUUAUGCCUUUUCCUCCCGGAGAGACAAUCCUAAAGGUAAAUUUAUUAAUUUCCCACCGCACUUCUAUGAUUUCCAAGAUGGAAUAACAUGUAUUAUGGCAUUGGAGUCGGCUUUAACUGAGGAUGAGCAUGAGAGCAGAGACAUGAUAUGAGGAAUUAUAUAAGAUUCCUGUGGCCCAAGUACCUCUGGAUAAAC
This is a messenger RNA of Telopea speciosissima, 1673 nucleotides long. RefSeq names its product negative regulator of systemic acquired resistance SNI1. Gene Ontology annotation, biological process: negative regulation of systemic acquired resistance; DNA damage response; negative regulation of DNA-templated transcription. Bases 43 to 1458 code for a protein of 471 amino acids. Gene Ontology annotation, cellular component: Smc5-Smc6 complex; nucleus. The transcript has 15 exons. Gene Ontology annotation, molecular function: transcription cis-regulatory region binding. The record is from RefSeq and is a predicted model, not a curated record. NCBI's taxonomy places the organism in Eukaryota, Viridiplantae, Streptophyta, Magnoliopsida, Proteales, Proteaceae.